AUGUCAAGUCAGCCAACAUGUCUCAGCCAGCCCGACGACAAGAAUGCCAAGUCAGCCAUCAUAUCUCAGGCAGUCCGACGACACGAGUGUCAAGUCAUCCAACAUGUCUCAGCCAGCCCGACGACACGAGUGUCAAGUCAGCCAACGUAUCUCAGCCAGCCCAACGACACGAGUGUCAGGUCAGCCAACGUAUCUCAGCCAGCCCAACGACACGAGUGUCAAGUCAGCCAACAUGUCUCAGCCUGCCCAACGACACGAGUGUCAAGUCAGCCAACAUGUCUCAGCCAGCCCGACGACACGAGUGUCAAGUCAGCCAACAUGUCUCAGCCAGCCUGCCGACACGAUUGUCAAGAAAGCCAACAUGACUCAGCCGGCCCGACGACACGAGUGUCAAGAAAGCCAACAUGUCUCAGCCAGCCCGCCGACACGAGUGUAAAGAAAGCCAACAUGUCUCAGCCAGCCCGCCGACACGAGUGUCAAGAAAGCCAACAUGUCUCAGCCGGCCCGACGACACGAGUGUCAAGAAAGCCAACAUGUCUCAGCCAGCCCGCCGACACGAGUGUCAAGAAAGCCAACAUGUCUCAGCCAGCCCGCCGACACGAGUGUCAAGAAAGCCAACAUGUCUCAGCCGGCCCGCCGACACGAGUGUCAAGAAAGCCAACAUGUCUCAGCCAGCCCGCCGACACGAGUGUCAAGAAAGCCAACAUGUCUCAGCCAGCCCGCCGACACGAGUGUCAAGAAAGCCAACAUGUCUCAGCCAGCCCGCCGACACGAGUGUCAAGAAAGCCAACAUGUCUCAGCCAGCCCGCCGACACGAGUGUCAAGAAAGCCAACAUGUCUCAGCCGGCCCGACGACACGAGUGUCAAGAAAGCCAACAUGUCUCAGCCAGCCCGCCAACACGAGUGUCAAGAAAGCCAACAUGUCUCAGUCGGCCCGAAGACACGAGUGUCAAUAAAGUCUGA
Messenger RNA from Macrosteles quadrilineatus (aster leafhopper), 963 nucleotides. RefSeq lists its product as uncharacterized. The record is from RefSeq and is a predicted model, not a curated record. Bases 1 to 963 code for a protein of 320 amino acids. The transcript has a single exon. NCBI's taxonomy places the organism in Eukaryota, Metazoa, Arthropoda, Insecta, Hemiptera, Cicadellidae.